AUGUACGAAGUUAGAAUGAGGGAUGGCUUGAACGUGUCAUCGUUAUCAAGCCCUCAUGAUCGCUAUAAAAUUGAAAAGAAACUCGGAUCUGGUAUAUUCGGAAAAGUAUUUCAAGCAUCCGACGAUCAGGCUGCUGGCAAAUCGGUCGCCGUCAAAGUAAUCAAUUUAACAGACACAAAAGAACAACACAUUCAUGAAGAAUGUAAAAUAUUAAGAGAUUUUACAAAACACCCAAAUAUUAUCGACUUUUACGGUGUCUUCUGCGAACGAUCCGAAUAUGUCAAGAAAAUAUGGUUCGUCAUUGAGCUAUGCGAAUUCGGAUCUGUCAUCGAUAUUGUCAGAAAAUUGAAUGCGAUGGACAAAAAAAUGUCCGAAGAACACAUCGCUUACAUCCUCAAAUAUACGAUUAAGGCACUCGUGUAUCUCCACGAGAACAAAGUUAUGCAUCGCAAUGUACGAGCCAGUAAUAUACUUAUAAAGAACAAUGGCGAAAUAAAAAUCUGCGACUUCUCAUUGUGCUGUCAAUUAAAAGACGCUUUAGAUAAAACGACAUCUUAUAUUGGAUCGCCGAGUUGGAUGGCCCCUGAAAUGGUAACUAGAGGUGAAGAGGGAUAUGACAACAGGGUUGAUGUGUGGGCCCUGGGAAUCACAACUAUUGAAAUGGUUGAUGGAAAGGGACCCUUCGAAGAUAUGCAUCCCACUGGAGCCCUGUUUCAAAUUCUCAGAAAUCCGCCCCCAGGCGUGCUGAAACCAGCGAUGUCGUCAAAUGAAAUUAACGAUUUUAUAAAUGAGUGCCUUGAAAAAAAUCCAGAACACCGACCUUUUAUUAUGGAGUUGGAGGAACAUCCAUUCAUUCAGUCCGUCCCAGAAAAUGAUUUCCAUCUUUCUACGGAAAUAAAAAUGCUAGCAAAUGACCUGCAAGAAAAAGAAACACCACCAAGAAAACCAGAACGCAUUAUUAAAGAAGGUCUUCUUAUUACGCAAGGCAGACACGAACCCGAAACCAUGCAAGUAGAAGACUUAGCUGCCUUAGAAUGCUUAACUGAGGAAAAUAUUCUAAGCGAAAUACAUACUAAAUUAGAAAAGGGAUCUUUUAUGUCUUUCAUUGGAGAUAUCUUGUUAAUACUUAAUCCUAACUCUUCUGACGAUAUUUAUAAUGAAGAGUAUCACAAAAAGUAUGAAUGCAAAUCUAGAUCAGAUAAUGAGCCACACAUUUUUUCUGUCGCUGACAGCGCUUACCAAAAUGCUUUGCAUCACAAUGAACAGCAGUACAUAGUUUUUUCUGGAGAAAGUAAGUCCGGAAAGACUACAAGUGUACUCCAUGCACUUUCGCACUUAACAUUCUUGGGUGCAAUGAAAAAUAACACAGGAGAGCGAAUUCAAAAUGCAACUACAAUAAUUCUCGCCUGCAUAAGUGCGGCUACUCCAAUACACUGUAAUUCCACGCGAGGAAUUUUCCACAUACAAGUCACUUACGGAAGCUCAGGAAAAUUGAGUGGUGCCAUAUUUUGGUUAUAUCAACUUGAGAAAUGGAGGGUAUCCUCUACUGAUAUGUCACAUGCUAAUUUCAAUAUAAUGUAUUAUUUUUAUGAUUCUAAAGAAGCUGAUAAUAAACUGAGUGAACUGUAUCUAGAACGAAAUAGAAAGCACAGGUAUCUGAGAAUACUGGACGAUUCAGUAAGAGGCAUUCAAGGUGCACGGGAAAAUCCUCGAGACAGUGCUAAACGAUACAAGGAUAUAAUCGAGUAUUUGAAAUUGCUUGAUUGGCAAGAAGAUGAAAUCACGUUCUUUGAAACUGUAUUAGCAGCAAUAUUAGUUCUUGGUAAUGUAAGAUUUAGGGAUGGUAAAUCUGGUUCGGCGGAAAUAGAAAACCCAGACGAAGCUAAAAAGGUGGCAAAACUAUUAUCUCUUGAUGAGGUAAAGUUUAUGUGGGCUUUGCUCAACUACUGUUUGAUAGAAAACGGAAACGCCGUAAAACGUAAACAUUCAACUGAUGAAGCUAGAGAUGCAAGAGAUACAUUAGCAAGUACUUUAUACAAAAGAUUGGUCGAUUGGAUGAUAAACUUGAUUAAUUCUAAAUUAUCUUUUAUGCGACAAGUUUUUGGCGACAAAUAUUCGGUCAGUUUAAUUGACGUAUUUGGUUUUGAAUGCUAUCACAGAAAUAGACUGGAACAGUUAAUUGUAAACACAACAAAUGAACAGCUGCAAUUUCUCUACAACCAAAAAAUAUUUGCUUGGGAAAUGCAAGAAGAAGAGGAAGAAGAAGUGCCAGUUUUACCUCUACAUUAUUACGAUAAUAAGAACUCGGUUGAUCAACUUUUGGCGAAACCGCAUGGCAUAUUCUACAUUCUAGAUGAAGCCAGCCGUACAGGAGGUGGACAGGAUUUUAUAAUGAGCACAGUUAGAGCUUCCUGCAAAGGGCCAUACGUGAAGCUAGCUGGCAGUCACGAAUUCAGCGUUGCUCACUACACGGGAAAAGUCAAUUAUGAUACAAGGGAAAUGGCCGACAAGAAUAAAGACUUUUUACCACCUGAAAUGACUGAAACUAUGCGAGCCUCGACUAAUCUUACGAUGCAGCAGUUAUUCAAAAAUAGGCUCACAAAGACGGGCAAUCUUACCUUGGCUCCAAAUGAAAAUGAAUCUUCUGCGAAUCGAACCAAAUCACAAAAAGAGCAAGAAAAUAUCAAGGCUAGGAAAUUCAACACCGUGUCAAAGGGACAAUACUCGCAAGUGCGAAGAAUGAGAACUGCAGCAGCGACAUACAGAGUAACAAGUUUGGAAAUUCUGAAGCAACUUUCAACGAGCAACGGUUUACACUUUGUCCGAUGUGUCCGAACAGAUCUAAAUGACAAUCCUCGAGGAUUUCAAACUGAAGUCGUAAAGCAGCAAUUGAGAGCGAUGGCGGUGUUGGACACAGCAAAAGCGCGUCAGUGUGGCUUCUCGUAUCGUAUACCGUUCGCUGAAUUCAUUAAAAGAUACCGUUUCCUGGCUUUUGAUUUUGAUGAGAAUGUAGACGAAACAAAAGACAAUUGCCGUCUCUUAAUGAUCAGACUGAAAAUGGAAGGAUGGGAAUUAGGAAAAUCGAAAGCAUUUUUGAAAUAUUACAACGAAGAGUUCUUAUCCAGGUUGUAUGAGACACAAGUGAAGAAAAUAGUUAAGGUGCAAAGUAUGAUGCGUACCUUCUUAGCGAAGCGGAAAGCUGUGCAAAGCAAAUCCAAGGCUAUGCAUAUCAAGGAAUUAAAAAAACAGAAGUCGGCAAAUAUGAACGAUGAGGAGGCUGCUUUGGUUAUACAGAAAGCAUACAGAGGAUUCGUUGUCCGAAAGGCAUAUGGACCAAUAGUCAACAAAUCAACUGGCGAGAUCGAUGAGGAAACGUCGUCUUUUCUGAAGCGCUUUGCGAGGAAGUGGAAGAGUAGAUCGCUUUUCCAAGUUCUUCUCCAGUACCGUGCUCUUCGUUACCAGGACCUAGUUAAUUUCUCACAACAGAUACACAUGUACAACCAAGUUUUAGUUGAAGGAUUAUUGAACACAAAUUCAUCAGUAUUACUUGAACGUAUUGAUCCACAUGCCAGGAAAGAAUUCCUUGGAACCCCGCGUCCAACUGUGUGGAAGCUGCCCUUCAGACUUGAUGAAAUUCAGUAUUUCGACACCUCGCACAUGUGCGAUCCUAAAGUGAAAAGCAACGACACAUUUGCCAGUCAAUACGAUUCAGACCACGAGCAGUGGGACGAACCUUUCAAACAUCGGUUUAGUUCUUCAGGAUCAACCACCAGAACGAAGAGUACACAGACCCUCCUUAGCGUGCCCUUCUGCAGAGAUCCCACGCAGCCUAUGCCCAAGGUGCCGGACGAGCCCAAGAUGGAGUACGCUCCCAAUAGACCCGUGCUCUACAAUAAGAAGCACGUCUCUUCGCCACAAAAGUUCUAUCAGCCCCCAACUCCGUGGGCGACAAAUAACGAAGACAUCUUUGAACCUACAGUUCCUAGACGCAGCACCAGCUUUUACGGCCCUGAUUCAGAGGCGUGUGAUCCCGUACGCGAGCUGCAAGCUCUGGCCAAGUCUACAGGGGAUUUAAACACUGACGAUGACAAUCCUCCGUUUAAUUUUCAAGCUAUGCUAAAAAAAACACCAAAAAAUAGAGCUUCCAUGAAGCGUUAUGGAGAGAAUGACGGUGGUUUUGAAAGAGCUCAAGCGCCGCCAAAACGUAUAAUAACUCCUACGGAACAAACCUAUAGAGGUCCGAGGCGCUCAGAAAGCGGAAAUAUGACCUCUGCGCCAACAACACCAACAUCUCCUUCUGGUAGGUACAAUUAUGACGACCCGGUGUCGAGAUCUGAUGACUACCUUAAGCCCAAAAACAACUUUAUGGACAACAGAGAUGAGAGCAAAACAGUUGAAAUAGCACCGGGCAUUUCUGUAGAAGGAACAGUGACGGAUUUGUAA
Pieris macdunnoughi is the source of this 4443-nucleotide messenger RNA. Lineage: Eukaryota; Metazoa; Arthropoda; Insecta; Lepidoptera; Pieridae. The record is from the annotation of a GenBank genome assembly.